Pocillopora damicornis (cauliflower coral) is the source of this 1821-nucleotide messenger RNA. Its product is annotated as DNA polymerase epsilon subunit 2. Lineage: Eukaryota; Metazoa; Cnidaria; Anthozoa; Scleractinia; Pocilloporidae. Gene Ontology annotation, molecular function: DNA binding. The record is from RefSeq and is a predicted model, not a curated record. Gene Ontology annotation, cellular component: epsilon DNA polymerase complex. Gene Ontology annotation, biological process: error-prone translesion synthesis; DNA-templated DNA replication.
UAGAGAAUUUUCGCGCCAUUUUGUCGAACAAACCAACAUGGCUGCUACGAUUAGAGGGAAAAUAGUUUCAACGUUCAAAUUACAUGGCCUUUCGCUCAAAAUAGACGCAUCUAAAUUCCUCGCAGAGGUUUUAGGUUCCUUGACUGAGGUUGAGUUAGAAGAUUGGCUGGAUAAAAUUGUGGAGGGAGUCCAAAAACAACCACUAACCACUUCACUUGUCGACCGUGAUGUAGUCGAACAGGCCGUUCAAGAAUGUAGUCACACCGCUGAAGACGACAGCGAUCACGCGUUUACCUUCAUUGAUGCUUUCAGCGUGCCAAUAUUCUCGUUUAACCCUGACAGAAAAAAGUUUCUACCGCAUAACGAUGUCAGUUCUCUUCACGCACAUAACCCGAACGCCAAAUCCAUGGUGUUCCGAGAGAGGUACAGAGUACUUCAUCAACGAACCAUGAGGCAUGAAUUAUUCUCGCCGGUUGUAGAGGGAGCUAAUCAGAGUCAAGUGGCGGAGAAGUUUGCUCUCAAGCCCGUAGAAUUCCUGCUAGGGAGUACUGCAAACCUGGGACAGAUAAUUGUGCUGGGAAUGCUGACACAAAUCAAAGAGGGCAAAUAUUAUCUGGAAGAUCCUUCUGGUGUUGUGGAACUCGAUAUGCGUCAAGCCAAUUUCCACACUGGUCUGUAUACAGAGAAUUGCUUCGUGCUUGCUGAAGGAACUUACGAAGAUGGUGUAUUCCGCAUCAAAGCCUUAGGUUUUCCCCCAGCAGAGCCAGGAAAAGUGACCAGAAAUCAUUUUGGUAAUGUUAAUUUCUUCGGCGGCCCUUCCUCCACCAGUUUAAAAGCAUCAGAAAAGCUUAAGGCCAUAGAAAGAGAGAACCACAAUGCAAUGUUUGUGAUCUUGUCAGAUGUAUGGCUGGACCAGCCAAAGGUUAUGGAAAAGCUCCGAGCCUUAUUUUCAGGAUAUUCAACCAUGCCACCAGCCAUGUUCAUUCUGUGUGGAAACUUCACCUCUGAGCCAUAUGGUCCUAAACACUAUCACACUCUCAAAGCGUCAUUCCAGGCUUUUGCCAAGUUGGUGGCAGAGUUUCCACCACUGACAGAGAAUAGCCGUUUUGUGUUCAUACCUGGGCCACAAGAUCCAGGACCUGGAAACAUUCUUCCAAGACCCCCAAUCCCUAUGGUUUUCACCUCAGCCAUCACUGAAAAAAUCCCUAUGAGUGUAUUCACUUCCAACCCUUGCAGAAUCCAGUACUGUACCCAGGAGAUUGUUGUUUUCAGAGAAGACCUUGUGAACAAAAUGUGCCGCAACUCAAUCAAUCUGUCAUCAGACUUGAAAGACAUCCCUGUUCAGUUAAUGAAGACAAUCUUGGCACAGGCCCACAUUUGCCCUAUCCCACCCCAUGUCAGGCCAAUUUACUGGACUCAGGAUCACUCUCUCAGGGUGUAUCCUGUUCCAGAUCUGAUGAUUUUAGCCGACAAGUAUGAUCCAUACACCUGCUCUAGUUUAGAAUGUGUCAGUACAAAUCCCAGCUCCUUUGCAAGGAAUGAGUUUGCUUUUAAAGUGUACUGGCCUUCAACUAGGGAGAUUGAGGACUGUAAGAUCAGUGACUAAUGUUUGUUUGAGGUGAGAGUACGAUUCAGCAAAGGAAUGUUGUGUAAAGUGAAUUAGUGAUCACAAAUACUGGAAAAAAGACUGUAUUGAACACAGUGUUACAUUACUUUGUAAAUAGGAACCGUCUCACUUUGGGUGUACUUCUAUGUUUCAAUACCAAGUGGGAAAGUUCCCCAUACAGAUGCAACUGAUGUGAAGGAAUAAAUUUACUUAUU